GUUGGUGCGGCGCACGCGCAGUAUCCGUCCCGUGCGCCUCGCAGUGAGCGGAGUCAUGAUGGCGGCGGACAGGCCGUGCUAAUGAGACAGCGAAAUAACCGCCGCGGAAAUAGACACCAGAUCAGCGGACACACACAGACACUGAACACACGGUAGACGCAGCGGAGGCUCCCUCCUCCUCUCAGCGGGCAGAGCCAGCGGCCGGUGUGGAAGGACAGGACAAGGGGGAGAGAGAGAGAGCGGCGCCACCCCUACUACUGAACAGCUGCAGAGGAGUUUAUCCAGGCCCGAGCUCGGUGACACCGGAGAACACGGAGCAGUGACGGAGUGGGAAGGACGCAGCCAGCAGCCGCCAUGCAGAUCACCCUGAAAACCCUGCAGCAGCAGACUUUCAAGAUCGACAUUGACUGCGAGGAGACAGUCAAGGCAUUAAAAGAAAAGAUUGAACAGGAAAAAGGAAAGGAUGCAUUUCCAGUUGUAGGCCAAAAGUUAAUUUAUGCAGGUAAAAUUCUAAAUGAUGAAACAGCCCUCAAAGAAUACAAAAUCGAUGAGAAGAACUUUGUAGUGGUUAUGGUGACAAAACCAAAAGCAGCAGCUUGUCCUUCAGCACCAUCUCCGGCACCAUCUCAGCCGGCCAGCACUGUAACUGCACCUCCUGCAUCACCUCCUCGUACAUACACACCUAUUGCUCGAACCAAUGCCCCUGUACCUCUACCCCUCCCUUUUCCUCUACCAAGUAUUCCGCCACCACCUGAACUUGCCUCUGAGCCGAUGACAACUACGGUUUCUCAGGAAGAGAAGCCCGAAGAAAAGACUGUAACUCCCCCAGAGACAGUGAGCCCUUCGUCAACUGAAUGCAGUUUAUCAACUGAUUCUUCUCGGCCAUCUCUCUUUGAGGAUGCCACAAGCGCACUUGUGACAGGCCAGUCCUAUGAAAAUAUGGUCACUGAGAUAAUGUCAAUGGGAUAUGAGCGAGAGCAAGUGAUUGCAGCACUGAGAGCUAGUUUCAAUAACCCAGACAGAGCUGUUGAAUACCUUCUGAUGGGUAUACCUAGUGAUCGAGAAGGCCAGGCAGUUGAACCUCCUCAAACUCUUAGCACUGCUCCUACUCAGCCUCUUCCUGUAGCUGCAGGGGCAGCAGCAACUACUACUACACCUACGACACCUUCAACCGGAGGAAAUCCCCUUGAUUUCUUGCAGAAUCAGCCUCAAUUUCAGCAGAUGAGGCAAAUAAUUCAACAAAAUCCUUCUUUGUUGCCGGCACUUCUACAACAGAUUGGACGUGAGAAUCCGUCACUAUUGCAGCAAAUUAGUCAACACCAGGAACAGUUCAUUCAGAUGUUAAAUGAUCCAGUCCCUGAAUCAGGUGGGCAGAGUGGAGGAGGAGGAGGUGGCGGCAGUGGUGGAAGAGGCGUAGCUGCUGAGGCUGGAAGUGGUCACAUGAACUACAUUCAAGUUACACCUCAGGAAAAAGAAGCUAUAGAGAGGCUAAAAGCACUAGGAUUUCCAGAAGGACUCGUGAUACAAGCUUAUUUUGCCUGUGAGAAGAAUGAAAAUCUGGCUGCCAACUUUCUCCUACAGCAAAACUUUGAUGAUGAUUGAAAAGAAAAGACUAUUUUUUUUAUCUCACUUCACACCAGUGCAUUACACUAACUUUGCUCACUGGAUUUAAUGGGAUGAUUUGGGCUCAUAUCCACAAUAUUUGGUGUAUGGUAGAAAACAAAUGGGAGGGUGGGAGGGCUGGGGAAAUAAUGGAAAACUAGGACUUGAAUAAAUACUUAAAUCUGCUUUAAUUAAGCAGGUCAGAGUGUAUUAUGAAAGAAAAGAUAAAUAAAAAAAACUACAACCAAAAUUCAGCUUUCAGUAGGCAGUUUUUCUCAUCUAAACACCACUUGUUAUCUUCUCUAGACCGGAUAUGUUUUUUUUUUGUUUGUUUUUUUUAGUUUUCUUAGAUCCAGAAAUUUAGUGUAAUGCCCUGCUUCCUACUUUAUUUUAACAUUAACAUUUGAUUUGAACAUAGUCAGUGCUACCAGAGAGACAAUCUGUUUCUUGGUAACACUGAAUAACAACCUUAUUAAGUCUAGGGCUCCAUGGAAGCUUGUAAGACGUAAAUGCCAAAAUAAAAAUAGGUGAUUUAUUUGCUGCUUCAACAAGAAAUGGACACAAAAAUUUAUGAAAUUAGUGCACAGAAACAUUUUUUUACAAAAGAAAUGCUGUGAAAGUAAAUUCAGAAUCUUUCCUUCCAAUAAAUAAUAGUUACUGAUAUUUAAAAUAACCCUGAUCAUUGAGUGUGAAGUGCCCACUUUUUUCUGACCUCAAAGCUUUUUGCACAUAGGAUGCAUUUUCUUUUUCUCACCCCCCCCCCCCUUUUUUUUUUUGCAGUUUAGAAGAUUGGGGAUGAUUAGCCUCUCGCUGAUUACACCAAUGUUACAUUGCAGUAUAAGUUUUAAAUGAAUUGUUGCAUGUUUUUGGUUUUGAUGAUCCCCACUUGGUGUGUUAAGUAACAUUUAUUCUGUGAUUACUUUACCAUGUCAGCCACCAAUAUGUAACCUCCUUUUCCAGUCAAACAUAUUCCGUAUCAUUCAUGGACACUUUGCAUAUUCCACCAUUUUUACAUGCUACACAUUGAAAGAGAUACAUACACCUUUAUGUAAGCAGGGCUUUUGAUCUCCUAAAAUAAUUCCAUCCCUAUAACAAAAUAGUCAAUAAAUGAGUGACCGUCCUUCUGCUUGAUGAAGCUGGCAUGGCAGAUCUUGAGAGAACACCUCCUCCGUUAAUUUUUAAAGAGGGCAUGUUUGAAAUAUAAUUAACAUUGUAAGAAUUAUAUGUGUAUGUAUUGCUUAUACAUUGGAAAUGGACAGAUAAAACAAUCAGCAAAAAAAAAUAAUAAUCCCAAAAGUUAUGCACAACAUUAAACGUUCUCCUUGUCUA
Molecule: messenger RNA, 2931 nt
Organism: Pelobates fuscus (common spadefoot toad)
Lineage: Eukaryota; Metazoa; Chordata; Amphibia; Anura; Pelobatidae
Gene: RAD23B
Product: RAD23 homolog B, nucleotide excision repair protein
Exons: 10
Coding region: 355-1602 (415 amino acids)
Biological process (GO): nucleotide-excision repair; proteasome-mediated ubiquitin-dependent protein catabolic process
Cellular component (GO): cytosol; nucleoplasm
Molecular function (GO): proteasome binding; damaged DNA binding; ubiquitin binding
Source: RefSeq, a predicted model, not a curated record